Messenger RNA from Dermochelys coriacea (leatherback sea turtle), 771 nucleotides. RefSeq names its product cAMP-dependent protein kinase catalytic subunit alpha-like. The transcript is spliced from 4 exons. Gene Ontology annotation, cellular component: cAMP-dependent protein kinase complex; nucleus. Gene Ontology annotation, molecular function: protein kinase A regulatory subunit binding; ATP binding; cAMP-dependent protein kinase activity. Lineage: Eukaryota; Metazoa; Chordata; Testudines; Dermochelyidae. Gene Ontology annotation, biological process: peptidyl-serine phosphorylation. The coding region runs from base 337 to 756 and encodes 139 amino acids. The record is from RefSeq and is a predicted model, not a curated record.
GCUACGUCGAGGGAGCGUCGCGCGUCACGGCAGUCGGCCAAUGGUGCGGCGGGGUGCCCCGCUCGGCCAAUCGGCGCCGGGCUCGGGCGGGCGGCUGGCGGCGGCGGCGGCCAAUGGUGCGCCGGGCUGGGGCGGGGUCCGGAGCCCGAGGAGGAGGAGCCGCCGCCGCCGCCGCCGCGGGGGGAGGGGAGGCGACACCGGUCUCGGCGGCUCCGCCUGGCGGCGGGGGGGGGGGGAUCGGGGCCUGGCCGGGCCCAGCCGAGCCUCCUGCGGGCAGCGGGCGCCGGAGGGAGCAGCGGGAGCCGCAGCCGGCCCCGCCCGGGCCCCAGCGCCGCGAUGGGCAACGCGGCCACGGCCAAGAAGGGCGGCGAGCUGGAGAGCGUGAAGGAGUUCCUAGCCAAAGCCAAAGAAGACUUCCUCAAGAAAUGGGAGAGCCCCUCUCAGAACACGGCCAGUUUGGAUCAGUUUGAUCGAAUCAAGACCCUGGGCACGGGCUCAUUUGGGAGGGUGAUGCUGGUGAAGCACAAAGAGACCGGGAAUCACUAUGCCAUGAAGAUCCUGGAUAAACAGAAGGUAGUGAAGUUGAAACAAAUUGAGCACACCCUCAAUGAGAAACGGAUCCUCCAGGCCGUCAACUUUCCAUUCCUUGUCAAGCUCGAGUAUUCUUUCAAGGUAGGUGUCCUUCGCUUGCCAGCCCGGCCCUGGGCUCUGUCUGCCCCUGACUCCCACAAUCCCCUUGAUUUGUUUCCUAUUUAAAAGCAAAGCUGUGCU